AUGGUCACGGAGGCACCUUCGAGGCACUCGGGGGCCCGAGGAGCCCCCAGAAACUCCCGGAAAAUUCCACCAGAGCAUGUUGCUGCUACAGCCAGCAACAAGGGCAGCAACAGCAGCGGAAGCAGCGACACCCUGAGCAACAGCAGCCAAACCAGCGACAGCCGAAGCAGCAAGCAAGAUGGAAGAAAGAGAAGCAGCCGCAGCUGCUGUCCUUCUGCACGAAACAAGUGGCUGCUGCAGCCGCUGCUGCUUCGCGCGCAGCAGGUGUUCGCUGCAGUUGAGUCGGAGCUGCAGAAAACACUGCAGCAGCAACAGCAGCAUAUCGCAGCUACUGCGGUACGAGAUCUUCAAGCGUUUGCCGACCUCCUGUCUUCGCUUGUUUGUAGCCAAGGGAGCCCCCACGAAUUGCUUCACGCGGGGCCCUCAGAGGGGCUCCUGAAGCAGCAGCAACAGCAGCUCUCAGCAACAGCAGCAGAGGUAGCUCCAGCACCCGGCAGGGAUGCGAGCUCCCCCUCAGCAGCAGCAGCAGCACCAGCAUUAACGCCAACAUCACCGACAGCAACGGGAGCGGCCGUGGUGUGGUAUUCUUCAACCCCAGCAACUCCUGGCGCGCAGCUUCGUAGAUCGCAGAGGGGUAGCUCCCAGCAGCAUGAGUUGCAGCCGCUGUUGCAACUGCAUGAGGAGGAGGAAGAGGAGCAGCAGCAGCAGCAGCAGCCUAAGCUGCAGCAACACAUGGACCUCUCGGGCACGGAACGUGCCGAAAAAAGGCGGAGAGCCCUUUCUAAACAGGCGCAAGCAGCUGAAGGAGAUCCACCAGUUGCUGGUGUUGCUUUGACUGCUGCAACGCCAGCAGCAGCAGCAGCACAUCAGAGCAAACGGCGACGAGAGAGUCCGGGAGAUGACGGCGCUGCUCCUACUCCUGUGGUGGCCGGUGCAACUGCGGUUGAGCCACCGGCUGCAGCAUCGGCAGCUGCAGCUGCAUGCGUGCAGCGGCCAGCUGCAGCAACGAUUCAUCCCACGCCGCCGCCCACUCAAGCACCAGGAGCAGUGGCAGCGGUGGCACCUCCUCCUCCUCCUCCGCCUCCUCCCCCCCCGUUUGCUGCAGUUCGGCCCCCACCUCCGCCCCCUCCCUUACCGAGUUGGGCUGCUACCGGACCGACAGCAGCAGCAGCAGCAGCAGCAGUGAACUCACGGCAAUUGAGCGGAGGUGCUGUUGCAGUAUCAGGCCUUUCUUCGGAGGCCUUGGAGGCGUUGAAUGCACUCAGCGAGAAGGAGCGGGAGGAGACAAUUGAGAUUCUGAACGCACUGUCGCUUCCGCUCCUUCAGGCGCCAACUCAGGAGCAAGCGGAAGACCCUUCAGGAGCCGUCAGGGGCUCAGGGACCCCCACAGUUCCAGGGGCCCCCAAAUGCUCGGGGUCUCUCAGCCCUGCCGAUUACCCGGAUAGUGGACUGGCCGAAAAGGCGGUCUUGAGCUCCAGGCAGCAGAAGCAGCAGCAAGAAACGUUGCAGAGGCAGUCAAGUGCAUUCAAGUGUUCAAGCAACGCAACCACUCCCCUGGCUCCUAGGAUACCCCUGGGUUUUGAGGGAACAGGAGCAACCCCGGGGGCCCUUUCGCAUGUAUCAAAAUUGGAGAGUCGCAGAACAGCGGAAGGUUCUGAUGCAGAAGAAGGAGAAAUUUCCGACUACGGCCCUGAUAGGCCAAACACCUUGGAACCUCCUGCGGCGCUUGAAAACGCAACUGGUGAGCAAGCUGGAGAGGGCCUGACGACCAUGCAGCAACAGCAACAGCAGCAGAUAAGGAUACCCCGUCUUUCGAGAGUAGGCGAAGGCUCCCUCCACCGCGAGGGUGGUAGCUGCAGCAGCACGGUUGAUUUGGGGGAGUGUUGGGGUCCCUCCGCUGCUGAGGCUCCCCUGUCUUCGCAAGGGGCAGGUCCCCCCGACUCCAGUUUAUUGGAUGCGUUGAUUGCGGCGAGGCCCCUUUCUUCGGAGGCUGUGUUGUGUAAUUUGUACAGCUUAAAGAAGUGCGAGGCGGCGCGGCCGCAGCCACAGCCCCAGCGAAAGCCAAAGAGGAGAACCCAGGAGGCUCAGGAGAGGCACCGCCAAAGAUGGGCAGAGAUACAGCAGAGGAGAGCCCAAGCAGCAGCUAAGAGACAACAAUUGAAGGGGAGUCCCUUCGGAAAAGAGGGAGACGGGGGCAACUGCAAUUCGGCACAGCCAUCCCAACUGCCGUUCACCCCGUUAACUCCCUGCUAA
Messenger RNA from Eimeria acervulina, 2253 nucleotides. RefSeq lists its product as hypothetical. NCBI's taxonomy places the organism in Eukaryota, Apicomplexa, Conoidasida, Eucoccidiorida, Eimeriidae. The coding region runs from base 1 to 2253 and encodes 750 amino acids. The transcript has a single exon. The record is from RefSeq and is a predicted model, not a curated record.